UAUUGUUGUUAUCCCCGAGAUAUCUGGGCGCCCGUCGAUAUCAUGGCGUAUGGGGGGGCAAACUUGGUUUCAGGACUUUCUACCUAGUAUCGAAGUUCGGGCUUGUGUUUUAGAGUUUGCUUACGAAAUCGAACACCCGAGGGAAUUUUCUUGGGCCAAAUAUCUAGAACAUGGCAAUGUCCUACUCGACGAGCUAGCCUCCAGCUAUGCGAGCCUCGAGGCGCUUGUUCGUUUGAUGGAACGCAAUGACACGUCAGUCUUCCGCGAAAUUAUAGACUCUGUUCAUGGAGCUAUCUUCCUCGGCUGUCCACAUCCCACGGUGAAUAAGCUGGAUCCAUACAAUAAGUUGAAUCUCCUUCUCAAGACUUGCACAGGACUCUCAAACCAGCUUCUGCAGAGCUUACAGGGGGGAAAUGUACUUGUCUCGAGGCUAUCUAAGCGAUUCGAGAGUCUACCAGUCCAACUCGACGUGAUAUCGGCUUACGAAACUGCACCAACCAAGACUUCCAGCGGCUUUUUUGGAUCCAAAUAUGAUGUUAUUAUAGAUAGGGAAACUGCAGAGAUAGGCGUUGUUGACGAGGAGUUGAUAUGUGUUGACGUCAGCCACUUCGACAUUUGCGAUGUCCCAGCAACGAGUUCCCUCCACCUUGCCAUUGAAAAAAUGCUGAAGGAAGUUCCCAUGGCUCCUCCGCUUAGCACUUAUGCCUUGUCACAGAUAGGCAGGUUUUGCCCGACGUCCGUUGUUUUAUGUUCUUAU
Molecule: messenger RNA, 757 nt
Organism: Clonostachys solani
Lineage: Eukaryota; Fungi; Ascomycota; Sordariomycetes; Hypocreales; Bionectriaceae
Source: the annotation of a GenBank genome assembly